Molecule: messenger RNA, 698 nt
Organism: Durusdinium trenchii
Lineage: Eukaryota; Dinophyceae; Suessiales; Symbiodiniaceae
Source: the annotation of a GenBank genome assembly
AAAGCUUUCAUUGAAUUGCUUUCCUCCUUCGGAAUCAUUCACCUCGCUGCUAAGCGAGCGAACCGAGCGAGCCAUGGAGUCGACCCCUGUGUCGCUUUGCUCACCACGUUCCCAAAGUCCCGAAAGCCACGAAGUGCCCUUUGAGUGGCAGCUGCAGGAGAGUCAAAAGCACGAGCUCGUGGGACGAGCUCUUCAGCUUCGGAGUGGCGAAGAAUGGGAAGAGCUCUUCCGAUCCAUCUUGGCGACGAGAGGAGUUCAGCGCAACAUCCGAUUUCUGGAAAUGUCUGGCAGAGAAACUGAAGUAAAAGUUCAACCACACUGGAGGCUUGCGGAAAGCGUUUAUCCUCUACUAGAGGACGCCUUGGGGCCGGUGACUCCUGGAAUGGUUCGGCGGAUUUGCUGCUAUGUGGGCACGACAGAAAUACCCGGCAGCAGCAUGGUGGCCAUGUUGCCAGAUGAGGUGACCAUUGUUUGCAAGGAAGAGUCUCCAACCACCACAGAAGACUCUGAGUACGACUCUGACUACUGAAGCUUUCCCAUCCCAACAGCUCCAGACUCCAGACAGUGUAUGGCUAUGGAUUCUGUUGCAUCAUCAACCUCCACUGCCACAGUGUGGAAGAUGCAAGACGUCGCGAAGCCACGCUGUUUCACUCUGCUUCCAAAGAGCCUCAGGCUGCGACGUCUUACCAAAAAAGUGA